AUGCAGGGUGAGUGGAAUGGAUUACAAGCUUUGAUUUUGAAUGAUUGUCCAUAUGCUUACUACAUUCAUUGUUUUGCACAUCGCUUACAAUUGGCAUUAGUAGGAGCAUCAAAAGCAGUUGUCCCUCUUAAUAGAUUUUUCACUAAAUUGAUUUCGAUUAUCAAUAAUAUUCGUGCUUCAUGCAAACGUAUUGAGCAAUUAAAAAUUGCUAAAGCUUUUGACAUUGCAUAUUUUAUUGAUAUUGAAGAGCUUGAGACUGGGAAAGGACUUAAUCAGAUGGUCACUUUACAACGACCUGGAGAUACUCGUUGGGGUUCGCAUUAUGAAUCGGUUUCUAACUUGAUAAAGUUGUUUAGUCCAACAUGUGAAGUUCUAUUUAAAAUUAUAGAUGAAGGAAAUUCUUCACAAAAAGUAGAAGCAGAAUCCGCUUAUGAGGUAUUAAUUUCAUUUGAAUUUGUCUUCAUCUUGCAUUUUGUUAAUGAAACUAUGGGGAUCACGGAUAAACUUUGUCAAACUUUGCAAAACCAAUCGCAAGACAUUUUAAAUGCUACGCAUUUAGUUUCAUCCACUAAAAAACUUAUUCAACAAUUUAGAGAUGAGAAAUGGAAUGACUUACUAGCUACUGUGAUAUCAUUUUGUAAGGAACGCGAUUUAGAUGUCUCUGAUAUGAAUGCUCGUUAUGUUGCAAGAUUUGGCCAAUCUCGUCAUCAACAAGAGGACUUUAGAAAUAAGCAUUAUUAUAAAGUAGAUAUUUUUAAUGCAGGAAUAGAUUCUCAAUUACAGGAACUAAAUCAUCGGUUUAGUGAGCAUGCCAUGGAGUUACUUACGCUUAGCUCAGCUCUAGACCCUCAAGAGGCAUAUGAAUCUUUUCGAGUCAGUGAUAUUUGUUCAUUGGUAAAUAAUUUUUAUCCAAUAGACUUCACAAAUGAUGAAAAGAAUAAUUUGGAAAAGGAACUUGAUCUUUAUAAGUAUGAUGUAGUUUAG
This is a messenger RNA of Quercus lobata, 984 nucleotides long. RefSeq lists its product as uncharacterized. NCBI's taxonomy places the organism in Eukaryota, Viridiplantae, Streptophyta, Magnoliopsida, Fagales, Fagaceae. The transcript has a single exon. The record is from RefSeq and is a predicted model, not a curated record. The coding region runs from base 1 to 984 and encodes 327 amino acids.